Molecule: messenger RNA, 423 nt
Organism: Prorocentrum cordatum
Lineage: Eukaryota; Dinophyceae; Prorocentrales; Prorocentraceae
Source: the annotation of a GenBank genome assembly
AUGUCGCGGCUGCAGAAUUUCAUCAACGGCGCGUACGUGGAUGUUCCAGAGGACCGGCCUACGGUGCCAGUGACGAACCCAGCGGACGGCAGCGUAAUCGGACAGGUGCCAGAGAGCACGAGAGAGGACGUGGACGAAGCGGUGAAGAUAGCGGCCGCCGCGCAGGCCAAGUGGGGAACGCAGACCUACAAGGCGCGCGUGCAGUGCUUAUUCAAGUUGAAGGCGCUGAUGGAGGAGUGCCAGGACGAGAUCGUGCAGAUCAUCAGGAGGGAGCACGGCAAGAACGUGGCGGAGGGCAAGGCCUCGCUGCUCAAGGGCAUCCAGAAGAACAAAACGCGGCACAAGCACGAGCCUCCGGAGGUCCUCGAGGUUUCCGUGGGUCGGCGCCAGGAGCUUCCGUGGGCGGUGCUGCCUCGCCCCUGA